AUGCGGGGGCAGGGGCAGGGGUUGGAGGAUGCCCCGUUGGCUGGCUCAGUCCCAGCGCUCCCGGGCAGUUUCCAGGCAGGCAGAUUUGACCUUUUCCCUCUCUCAGAGUUAAAUGCCUCCAGGGCCCGUGGCAGCAACCACAGCGUGAACAGCCUGCCAGGACCGCCGAGCACGUGCAGCUCCACGCAGAAGUCCGUGGUCAGCUGGGCCGAGUCCUUUGAGACGCUGCUCCAAGAUCGUGUAGCUGUCACCUACUUCACUGAGUUCCUCAAAAAGGAGUUCAGCGCGGAGAACGUCUACUUCUGGCAGGCAUGUGAGCGCUUCCAGCAGAUCCCGGCCAGUGACACGCAGCAGCUGGCGCAGGAGGCCCGGCGGAUCUACGACGAGUUCCUCUCCAGCCACUCGGUGAGUCCUGUGAACAUUGACAAGCAGGCCUGGAUUGGGGAGGACGUGCUGGCCACCCCAUCCCCGGACAUGUUUCGCAUCCAGCAGCUCCAGAUCUUUAACCUGAUGAAGUUUGACAGCUACGCACGCUUUGUGAAAUCCCCGCUCUACCAGGCCUGUUUGAGAGCGGAGAGCCAGGGGCAGCCUCUGCCAGACCUGCGGCCCCACUCCCGCAGCAGCAGCCCCCCGCCUGACCUCAGCAAGAAGUCAAAGCUGAAGCUGGGCAAGUCCCUCGUGGAGGCAGCCGGCAGCAGCACCAAAGGCAGCCCGCGCCGCUCCUUCAGGAAGGGGGAGCGAAGGGAGCCCUCCUGGGCAGAGGGCGGAGAAGGCGGUGGAAGUGCCCUGCUAUGGCGCGAGUCCCAGGGCUCCCUGAACUCCUCGGCCAGCCUGGACCUGGGCUUCCUGUCCUCCACCAGCACCACCACCAGUCCCUGGACAGAGAAAGCGCUUGUGCUGGACCAGGAGUGCUCUGUGUUGGCAGACCAGGAGGUGAAGCUGGAGAACAGGAUAAGUUUUGAGCUGGUGAUUUCCUCCCUCAAUAAGACCGUCCGCAUCACAGCAAAGUCAACCAAGCGCCUCCGGGAAGCGCUGGAGCCGGUGCUGGGGAAAUACGGCGUGAGCGUGGAGCUGGUGUCGCUGCGGCGGCAAGGCGAACCGGGGACCUUGGACCUGGAGAAGCUGGUUAGCACGGUGGCUGCUCAGAAACUUGUCCUGGAAACACCAGCAGGCAUCAAAGUGAUGGAGAACGCCGAGGGUGCCACUGCCCCGUCCCCGCUCCGGAGCGAGGAGGGAAGUCCAACGGGAACAGAGGCCGACACGCUGUGGGAGAUGCCCUCCUCCUUCUCCAGGCCCCGCUCGUCAGCUGCCACAAACCUGAACCGGCGCACGUAUGACCUGGAAGGUGAGACCUGUGAAUCCUAAACUCAACGGGGCCUGCUCUCCAAGGAGGACCUGGUCCUGCCUGACUUCCUCCAGCUCCCGGCGCAGGAUGACGGUGUCCGCGAGGGCUCGGAUCAGCCGCACAAGCCUCACGCAGGCUCCAAGCGAGAUGACCAGGCUCCCCCUGCAGAGCCAACACCAGCUCAACCUGCAGCUGACUACGAGCGCCGCUGAGUCCUGCUGCACGUCUGCGCCCAGCACGUGGCACCCCCGGGCCAUGGCAGGCUCCAACACGGGGCUUGACCAGCCCCUGCCCUGCACUGCCGGCAGUGCCCGGACCGCACAUUCGUCCACGUCCUGUUCCAAACUGUCGUGUCGUGUUGCCGUGAGUGGUUGAGCAGCUGCCAUGCCCCUCAGUGGGGUCGCGUCCUGGUGCACGCCAAGGGAGUCCUGUACAUAAUCGUUUGAGCUCCUGUGCAAAGCACUUUGCAAUUUCCCAUGCGCGCCUGGCACUGUUCUGCUCAGUGCUUCUGCCUCCUCUGCCUGGGGCAGAGCUUCCCCUGGGCAAACCCUACCCAUGCCAGGCUGGCACAGCCCCGUUGACUGCCCAAGGGGCAAGAGCAACCGUUUACUGAAAGGUGUGAGGGAUGGGG
Molecule: messenger RNA, 1976 nt
Organism: Tinamus guttatus (white-throated tinamou)
Lineage: Eukaryota; Metazoa; Chordata; Aves; Tinamiformes; Tinamidae
Source: RefSeq, a predicted model, not a curated record